UGUCGAAACCGGAAAAUGAGGAAAAAUGGCGGGUGCAGCUGAGAGUAGUGAGAGAGGUAGGAGUCCUGAGAUUAGGAAAGAUGUCAUCUUCAACAGAUGGAUUAUAUUCUCACCUGCGAGAUCUCGUAGGCCCACCGAUUUCAAAUCAAAAUCCUCUAACGAUAACUCUAACCCUAACCCUAGCAGUUCGUAUUCUUCUUCUUGCCCGUUCUGCAUGGGAAACGAGCACCUAUGCGCCCCAGAAAUCUUCAGAGUGCCCACCCCAGACGCAUCAUCAUCAACGUCCGAUUGGAAGGUCAGGGUGAUCGAGAACCUGUUCCCGGCCCUCGCCCACAUCCGUGACAAUCAGCAGAUCGAGAAUCCUAAUCCUUCCAACUCCGCCCCCACGGUUGCCUGCGCAAUCCAAGGGUUGGGAUUCCAUAACGUUGUCAUCGAGACCCCCGAUCAUGCCGUGCGUCUCUCGGACCUCUCCCCGCCCGAGAUCGGUGAGGUCAUUUUAGCACACGGAAAGAGGAUCCUGCAGAUUGCGGAGGACAGGUUGAUGAAAUACGUUCAGGUGUUUAAGAAUCAUGGUGCAUCAGCUGGAGCAUCUUUGAGUCAUUCCCACAGCCAGAUCAUGGGUCUUCCUUUCAUUCCUCCUACUGUUUCUGCACGACUUGACAGCAUGAAAGAUUAUUUUGGAGCGACAGGAGAAUGUGGCCUUUGUGCGAUUCGGUCUGAGGAGCUUUUGAUUGAUGAAUCUGCUCAUUUCUUUUCAAUUGUUCCAUAUGCAGCUUCAUUUCCUUUCGAGAUCUGGAUUGUUCCUCGAACACACUAUUCUCAUUUCCAUGAACUAGAUGAUGAGAAGGCUGUAGAUCUGGGAAGGUUGCUGAAGGUCAUGCUGAUGAAGUUGUCUCGGCAAUUGAACGACCCGCCAUUCAAUUUCAUGAUUCACACUUCUCCAUUUCCGGUGACUGAUUACCAGUUGAGUUACUCCCACUGGUUUCUACAGAUUAUACCCCAACUAACUGGCAUAGGCGGGUUUGAGCUUGGAAGCGGGAGUUACAUAAAUCCUGUUUUUCCAGAGGAUGCUGCAAAAGUCUUAAGGGAAGUGAAUGUCCCGACGUAACUAUAGAUUGGCCGGCGCAUUUAUUUAUAUCAAUCUCAAUACAUGGAGAGCAACAUACAUAAUUGCAUAAUGUCUCCCGCCCAGUAGAUGAGCCGGUGGAGACUGUUAAGUGUGUGUGAGCGAUCCAGGGUUCAGUACCUGGUAGUGUCACCUUUAAAAUAAAGAGCAUAAUGAUGUAUUGAUGAGGUUUGCUCUAAUAUAUCCUAAUGUAUUACAAUAUGUUACAUCCCCGAUGAGUUACAGUAUGUUAUACCGGGGCUUUAGCCAUUGGAAUUGGGUUCUUUUUAAUAACCCAAACCAUUUUGACA
Molecule: messenger RNA, 1416 nt
Organism: Magnolia sinica
Lineage: Eukaryota; Viridiplantae; Streptophyta; Magnoliopsida; Magnoliales; Magnoliaceae
Product: ADP-glucose phosphorylase
Exons: 3
Coding region: 26-1108 (360 amino acids)
Biological process (GO): beta-D-galactose catabolic process via UDP-galactose, Leloir pathway
Molecular function (GO): UDP-glucose:hexose-1-phosphate uridylyltransferase activity; zinc ion binding
Source: RefSeq, a predicted model, not a curated record